CUUUCGAGCGACAACAAAUUCCAAACGGAGAUGACCAGGACGAUUUCAGCGGGAGACAACCUUCUCUUGAAACUACCAUCGGGUCAGACGAGGACAAUCAAGAACCUAACAGCCGACAGCUCGGUUAGUCUAGGUAAAUUCGGCAAAUUCCAAACCAAUGAAUUGAUCAAUCAGCCCUUCGGCCUCACCUUCGAAAUUUUGGAGGAUGGUAAACUCGUCUUGUAUGAUCAGAGUAUCCUCGCGGUCGAGCCAAAUACGACGAUCGAUGAGAUGAAGUCAUUUGAGAGCAUCAAGGGGAUGGCUAAUGGAAUCUCUAAUGUAGAAGAUAUAGAGGCCACCAAUGAAUUGAUCAAAGAAAGUGAUGGGGCUCAAAAGCUAACAAAUCAAGAGAUUGAAGAACUCAAGAAAUCCGGUCUCAGUGGUCGAGAAAUCAUCCUAAGACAGAUUCAACAACAUUCUGCAUUCGAAUUAAAGUCAGAAUUCAGUAAAGCCAAAUAUAUUAAACGGAAAGAGAAAAAAUUCAUGAAGAUGUUCACAUGUAUAGACCCUACAAUUCACAAUCUAUCACAAUAUUUGUUUGAGAAUCAUCAUUUUGCAGUCAAAGGUUUAAGGCCAGACACGCUGUCACAAAUGCUCAGUCUAUCAAAUGUUCGACCGGGAUGGAAGGGGAUCGUUAUUGAUGAGAUUGGUGGUCUAUUGGUUGCUGCAGUCCUGAUACGAAUGGGCGGUCAAGGAACGAUUUUUGUAAUAAACAAUGCAGAUUCUCCACCAGAUCUACACUUAUUAGAGCUUUUUAACCUGUCCCCGUCGACUAUGAAACCCUUGAAAUCGUUGAACUGGGCCCAAAUAGAAGCCGAUUGGACGACUAAUGAGAUCGAAGAGCUUCUCUCACUUCAUCAAGGUCCUCCUCAGCCUCCUCCUGUUCUUGAACCACCAACUCCUCUGGAUCCUUCAGUUGAUUCAUCAUCCAAUCGUCCCAAAAAAGAACCAAACAACCGAUCCAAAUCUAAAAAGAAAUUCGAACGCGUGCAAGAUCUCUUGAACGUUCGUCGAGAGUUUUUCGAGACUGGAUUUGAAGGGUUGAUCACAUGCUCGGAAUAUGAACCCGAGUCGAUCGUCACAAAGCUCCUGACUAAGCUGACAGGCUCAUCGACGAUUGUGAUAUACUCCUGUCACUUACGCCCGCUAUCGGACCUCCAAACCCUACUCAAAAAAUCAUCAGUCCCGUCGACAUCCUCCUCCUCAUCAUCAUCUUCAUCGCCGGGGGAACAGAAUGAGCUAUCCAGACAGAUGAGAGAAACCAAGACCGAAUUCAUCCAGAUCACUAUCUCCGAGCCUUGGCUGAGGGCCUAUCAGGUCCUCGUCGGCCGCACUCACCCUGAAAUGAACGGCACUCAUCAUGGUGGAUUCAUCUUUAGUGCUAUCAAAGUCACUAGUUCUUGUUCUUGAUCUUCUCGCUACUCGCAUUUUUGUUCACAAAUAUAAAUAUAUUUAACAGUCAAUUAUCUUCUUAAUGAUCUGCAUUGACAUCUGGGACUAUCAAUGAACUCGAAGUCCAUUGUGGGUUUGUCAAUUUCAUGACUCGGUGCAGUUAGUUGAACAGGGCAG
This is a messenger RNA of Puccinia graminis f. sp. tritici CRL 75-36-700-3, 1608 nucleotides long. RefSeq lists its product as uncharacterized. The record is from RefSeq and is a predicted model, not a curated record. The transcript has 7 exons. The coding region runs from base 31 to 1449 and encodes 472 amino acids. Gene Ontology annotation, cellular component: nucleus; tRNA (m1A) methyltransferase complex. NCBI's taxonomy places the organism in Eukaryota, Fungi, Basidiomycota, Pucciniomycetes, Pucciniales, Pucciniaceae. Gene Ontology annotation, biological process: tRNA methylation.